AUGCCUUCAUCGCUCACACUUCCAAUAAUUGAUAUAUCUGCAUUCACCACUUCCCCCAAAAAUAAUGAUAAAAUUCGGCGAGAAUUGAAGAUCAAAACUGCUCAAAAAAUUCAUGAAGCAUGCCGUGAUGUUGGAUUUUUCUAUUUGACUGGACAUAAUGUGCCUCAAGAGAUUUGUGAACAAGUUUUGAAAUUGGCAAACGAAUUUUUUCAUUUGGAAGAUGCAGAAAAAAUGAAAUUGAGUAUCCUUAAUGAAGAUAUGGCUAGGGGAUAUCAAAGACUCGGAGAGAAUGUUACUAAAUACCAAAAAGAUUGGCAUGAGGCUCUCGAUUAUUAUAAACCAAUUACUCGCGAUCAUUAUCUCGCCAAGAAUAAUCUUCCACUUCGAGGAAAAAACCAAUGGCCAACAAAUCCACUAGAGUUCAAAGAAGUUUUUGAGAAAUACGUUAACUACAUGAUAAAUUUGGGUGAAAAGGUUAUGAGCGCAAUUGCAUUAGGUCUUGGGUUGGAAGAGAAUUUUUUUGAGAAAUUUUUGGACGAUCCUUUUUGGGUCAUGAGAGUGAUUGGUUAUCCUCCGCUCGAUAGUUCUGAAGGUACGGAUCGCGUAGGUGUUAGUUGCGGCGAACACACGGAUUACGGUUGCUUGACCUUUCUUAAUCAGGACAACACAAGAGAAGCCCUUCAAGUACAAACAAAAGAAGGUGAAUGGAUUUAUGCCAAUCCAAUUCCUGGUUCGUUCAUCGUUAACAUCGGCGAUAUGUUAAAUGUUUGGACGAAUGAUGUAUAUCGAAGUACUUUACACAGGGUGAUUCAUAAAGGGAAUAGUUAUCGCGUUUCUGUUCCAUUCUUUUAUGAACCAAAUUUUGAUGCAAAAAUUGAACCACUCAAGCGAUGUCUAGAAAUCAAUCCUGUUAAACGCUAUGAUUCCGUUAUCUACGGAGAACAUUUGCUAAAAAAGGUCUCCGGAAAUUUUGAAAUUGUGGAUAAACAAGCUUCAUAA
This is a messenger RNA of Acaulospora morrowiae, 999 nucleotides long. The record is from the annotation of a GenBank genome assembly. Lineage: Eukaryota; Fungi; Glomeromycota; Glomeromycetes; Diversisporales; Acaulosporaceae.